UGUGUGUGUGUGUGUGUGUGUGUGUGUGUGUGUGUGUGUGUCUCUCUCUCUCCAGAUAUUUGAGUGGUGGUAUUUCAGGAAAUACGGGACCUCCUUCAUAGAGCAGGUGUCUGUGAGCCACCUGCGCCCCCUGCUGGGCGGAGUGGACAGCAGCACCCCCAGCAACUCCAACACCAGUAACGGAGAGGCCGAUUCCAAUCGACAGAGUGUGUCCGAAUGUAAAGUCUGGAGAAAUCCACUGAAUUUAUUUCGCGGAGCCGAAUAUAACCGAUAUACGUGGGUGACGGGUCGAGAGCCGCUGACGUACUACGACAUGAACCUGUCGGCACAAGACCACCAGACCUUCUUCACCUGCGACUCGGACCACCUCCGGCCCGCUGACGCCAUUAUGCAGAAGGCGUGGAGAGAGAGGAACCCACAGGCUCGCAUCUCCGCAGCACACGAAGCUCUGGAGCUGGAGGAAUCCUCGAAACCUCUCCUCUCCUCCUGCAGCUGUGCGACGGCGUACAUCCUGCUGGCGGAGGAAGAAGCCACGACCAUCAUGGAGGCAGAGCGUUUGUUUAAACAGGCGCUGAAAGCCGGAGACGGCUGCUACCGCCGCAGCCAACAGCUCCAGCAUCACGGCACACAGUACGAAGCCCAGCACAGAAGAGACACCAACGUAUUGGUGUACAUAAAGAGAAGACUGGCCAUGUGCUCCAGAAAGCUCGGCCGAACACGAGAAGCUGUUAAAAUGAUGAGAGAUUUAAUGAAGGAGUUCCCUCUCCUCAGUAUGUUCAACAUCCACGAGAACCUGCUGGAGUCACUACUGGAGCUCCAGAACUACGCCGACGUCCAGGCCGUUCUGGCCAAGUACGACGAUAUUAGUUUACCCAAAUCUGCAACAAUAUGCUACACAGCAGCCUUGCUCAAAGCCAGGGCGGUGUCGGACAAAUUCUCUCCAGAGGCAGCAUCCAGACGAGGGCUGAGCACAGCAGAGAUGAACGCAGUAGAAGCCAUCCACAGAGCGGUGGAGUUCAACCCUCACGUCCCCAAAUAUCUGCUGGAGAUGAAGAGUCUGAUUCUUCCUCCAGAACACAUCCUGAAGAGAGGAGACAGCGAGGCCAUCGCCUACGCCUUCUUCCACCUGCAGCACUGGAAACGGGUGGAGGGGGCGCUCAACCUGCUGCACUGCACCUGGGAGGGCACGUUCAGAAUGAUCCCGUAUCCUCUGGAGAAAGGUCACCUGUUCUAUCCUUACCCCAUCUGCACAGAGACGGCCGACAGAGAGCUGCUACCCAAAGCAGUGUUUCACGAGGUGUCGGUCUACCCGAAGAAGGAGCUGCCCUUCUUCAUCCUCUUCACAGCCGGCCUCUGCUCCUUCACCGCCAUGCUGGCUCUGCUCACACACCAGUUCCCCGAGCUCAUGGGAGUGUUUGCUAAAGCUUUCCUCAGCACGCUGUUCGCUCCGCUCAACUUCAUCAUGGAGAAGGUGGAGAGCAUCCUGCCGUCCAGCCUCUGGCACCAACUCACCCGCAUCUGACCCAGACCCGACCCGAAUCAGACCCAGGACCAGGACCUCCUUCCGGACAGAAACAGCCGAACUGAAACCCGGAGCGCUGCGUUGGACCGGACUGACGCACCUUUGUGCCGAGAUCAGCGAGUUCAAAACCAAACCGAGGGACAGACGAGGAGAGACGGGAGACAGAAAAAGGCAAAACACUGGAAUCCAGAUGUGGUUUUGACUUUAUUUGAUAUGUUUGCAUUUUUGGGGGUUUUCAAUCAUUUAAAGCUGUUCUUUUGUUGUACAAAAAAAAAAAAAAAAAAGGAAGUGAUCGAUUGCCAUCAUUAAAAAAGUGAAAAGACAAAAAAAUACAAUAAAGGACUUUUUGUGUAUCGCUGCAA
Molecule: messenger RNA, 1884 nt
Organism: Anarrhichthys ocellatus (wolf-eel)
Lineage: Eukaryota; Metazoa; Chordata; Actinopteri; Perciformes; Anarhichadidae
Gene: st7
Product: suppression of tumorigenicity 7
Exons: 13
Coding region: 314-1522 (402 amino acids)
Source: RefSeq, a predicted model, not a curated record